Messenger RNA from Biomphalaria glabrata, 11817 nucleotides. RefSeq lists its product as uncharacterized. NCBI's taxonomy places the organism in Eukaryota, Metazoa, Mollusca, Gastropoda, Planorbidae. Gene Ontology annotation, molecular function: protein binding. The record is from RefSeq and is a predicted model, not a curated record. Bases 973 to 2973 code for a protein of 666 amino acids. The transcript has 8 exons.
AGUGGCGAGACGGUGAAACGCGAAUAGAGGGCAUCCUAAACCUUACGGUUUUGUAGCAGUCUCGCGCAUGUGUGUAUGUGUGUCUGCAUGUGUGUGCUAUUUGCAGUCGUUCAGUGCUGCCAAAGCAUUUUGAUAUUUCGGAAUAAUACUUUUUUUUUUCUCCUCCUCUUGAAUUAUUUUUGCAGACAAGUUAGGCCUGUGGUACUGAACGGGACUAGAUCUAUAAUAACCGCUUGAGUAGAACAAAAAUAUUGCAAUGUCAAUGACCUAGAUUUUCUGGAUUCUGAUGUGUGAUAUUUUUUUUUUAACCGUAUGUGUUUCUCGUUCUUCUGGCUUAACCGCAACAUAGUGUUAUGUAAUAUGGUGGUAAAUCUAGACCUAGACGUCCUAGAUUUAGAUCUCUAGAUCUAGCUCUUUGAAGACGACAACACAGGAUGAUUUGUGAGCUAAAGUGAUUAAUUUUAUCAAGACGUGUGAUAUUCAUUACGACACUACUGUGAUAACUGGGGGAAAAAAAGGCUAUUGAAACUAGUCUAGUCUAGAUCUACUUUUUAAGCUGCUGCACUGUUAGGUCAGGCUGGCAAUACUGUACCACCAUUUUGUUUGGCACAUCAAUAGUGAAGUCGAAACUCCAGAGUAAGGGAUACUUUGCCCAAUUUAGUGAGCUCUCACUGUAGCAGGCGGCCAGUUUCAUUUUGGACCAAGUAUGACCUCAUCAUGGCCACGUGGAUGUGAUCUCCACCAUCAAGAAAGAUGUCGCUACCCCCAGCACUAAGUCCGCUGGACAAGAGAAAAUACAGUCGCCAUCUAUGAAAGUGUUCUUUUUUUCUUUUAUCAUUGAACUAAAGACGAGAGUGUUACUCAAACGACAAGAAGAGGGGAGGCCCCAAGUAAGUGUCCACUUCGCGGAUGCUUGGCGGGUGGGGCGCUGGGGCGUCGAGCGUUCAGAACCCAUGAGCCGAGUGACAGAGGAUGAUCAGUUGCUCUGCAAGGCUAUUGGCUACCCGGCUAUUGGCUAUUCGCUGUUACCUUUUCACGCUUGUUCUCUCUUCGGCGGUCUUCUGCACACCUGUCCCCGCUGGUCAGAUCCAACCCACUGGUCAGCCUUUAUCUUCUGAUGCAAACAACACAUUACACAAAGGUAAAUGUCAAUAUGAAGUAUUUGACCCCAGUUCAACUAUAGAAGCGGAGUCCUUUAAGUAUCAGCACCUGGGCUGCGCCCAUUGUGAGUACACCAUCCGGGCUCCGGGCAGCCUGGUCAUUUUGCUCAACUUCACUGACAUCCGCAGCCUGGCUGACAUGUCAGUAGAGCCUGGUCAGCAACAACACCAAGAACAACAUCAGCAGGAGGCCACACGUUCAGACACACCACCAGUGCUCGGCAGAACCCACCCUAGGGGCGGCUCUCAGGAAAGCAGCUCCACAAUCCCGACAGCCUUUUCCCAUCGCUCGUCCGCGCCCAGCACCGGCGUCAUCCCCGCGGCGACGUCAGCGACUUCAGCGUCGACGUCGCGCCAUCACCAGAGACACAACAACUCGGAGAAUCUCUCCUCCCACGCCAGCGAGAUUCCGAAAGGAACCAAGGAUUCCCACUCGAAUUCGUUCGAGAAAUUUGACUCGCACAAGGAUAUACAAAUUAAUCAUCGUAACGAAGCCAACGGUUCAAAGGUCGGGGUACUGAGCGAUGCUGUGAAAGCUCACGGUGCGGUCAAGCCAAACCCCGUGGACCACCCUGUAUCAUUCAACGGUUUAGUCUCCCAUUCCCCUUUCGACAGUCAGCCAAAAGAAGGGGCUACUGCAGUGACCAACCACCAUCAAUAUUCUAGUAUUGGACUUAACAACAGGAUAUCAGAUCACCACUGUAAUUUAAAGAUCAUAAUAGAAGGUCUGAACAGCUCAACCAAACCUCAGGUCAUCUGUUGGCAAAAUUCCUGGCAGAGGAAAGUGCCGCUGGUGUACAGAUACAGUGUUCCGGUCAAGCUGACCUACAUCUGGGAUGCUUCCAGACACAGCGGCUUCUCACUGCACUUGAGUUUCUUACAGGAGAAAGCAGACGUACUGUGCGAGUUCCAGUGCACCAAUCACCUGUGCCUAUUGGGGGACCAACUAUGUGAUGGCUACACCGACUGCCCCGAUGGCGCUGAUGAAGACAAGAGCACUUGCCAUUUGUCCCUGCAUGGGGAGCACCAAGAUUCAUCUAAAUUAAGAAUAAUUAUAAUAGUAACUGUGAUUUUAGUGAUUAUUGUCCUUGUCAGCAUUCUCAUGAUUAGUCGCCGACAACGCCUUGGAGGGCGCCGUGGUCGGGGAUCACUCCUACACCCGCCCCACUCUCAAAGUACAGAGGUAUUCCGCUCAACAUCUAGCUCCAUGUUGGAUAGUGGUCAGUAUGAUGCCCUUGUCCAGGACUCACAGCGCCACCAAGAUGCAGACUCCAUCGCUCACUGCUCGGAGAGUCAUCAUCUACUCCAGCAGCAGCUGCCACCACCGUCCGGCCUGCGCCACACGCCGCCACACAGACCCCAACACAUGUGUCCUACAAACUUGCAGCGGGAGUCUACCCCAGGGGAAGGUGGCUGGCAGGUGAGCCACCACCUGGAGGUGUAUGUGGAUAAGCAGCAUCAACACCCGCACAGACAGCAACGGAAGCAGCCGAGCCCCCAGGAGCUCUAUCCUCCCCACAUAGCUAUUUCGGGAGACGGGGAGGAAGGAUACACCUCUGCACAGAAAUCACUUCAGUCCAAGCAACAACUGGUCAGGAACUGGCAGGAAGAGAGUGGGGUGUUUCGCCCCCCUCCCAACCGGACCAUCUACGACUGCGACACACCUCCCCCGCCAUACUCCCUAUCCCCUCCCGGGGUGAAGAGCUUGGACACUGAUGCUGGAGUGGUCAACCCGCUGCGGCCGGUCCGUGGUUCCCUGACUCCCCAGAGCUCCCCGACGUCCCGAUGUCACAGCCUGUCCUGCCACCAUUGACGCCAGUGGUUGGGGGCGCAUCGGUCAGCUUCCUACAAAAUAAAUUUGGACAUUUCUAUGGAUGUGUUGCACUCUGUUGUCAAACAGUCCCUUGUGAUAUUCGGAAGCAGGCACAGGCCAAUGUGAUUUCAUUGCUUAAUUAUUAUUAUUAUUAUUAAUAUUAUUUUGUUUUUGGAGUUAGCGUGAGCAUAUUUUUGUUUUUAUGUUCUAGUACCAUGAUGUCCUUCAUUGACUUCACUAGAGUUACCUUCCCCUGUUCCUUGAGAACAUUGUACACAGCCUAGAUUCGUUUAACAAAUUGGGAGUUUAAACAAUAACACAACAAGUGUGAAUGCUUGAUGAAUACAAACAAUUGUGAAUGCUUGAUGAAUACAAACAACAAUUGUGAAUGCUUGAUGAAUACACAUAAAAUGUGAGUGACUAGUGGAGAGCAUACAUGCUAUUACUUUUUACACAGCCAGAUGUGCAAGCAUUUUUACAAUCAAAUUCUCUUUGUAACCUGGCCCUUUUAUGUGUGUCCUUUUUGAAUUAUUUAAUAAUAAAAAGUGAUUUGCUUUUCUGAUCAUUAAUUUAUAUGUAUAUAGUUAUAGAGAGAGAUAUCCAACAGUUGUUAGAAGAGUACAAAAACAUAAGAAUCAUUUGAUAAGUUUUUGUUUUUGUUUUGGUUUAAGAAGAGUAUAUCUCAUGUGUGUUUGGUCUCAUUGGAUUCUGGUGGGCGUUUUGAUUGAAGUGAAGAUGCCGGCCUGGAAUUAGCAAUGUUACACAAACACACACAGAGCUAAUGUUGUGAUCAUCUGUUCCUAAAUCUUUUUUUUUUUUUUGUUGACAAAGUUUCUUGUGUGAGGCAGUGAGAAAUCCAGAAGUCUCUAGUCCCAAGAAAUAACUCUGUGGAUUGAGUAUGUGGGUUGAUGUAUCAACUAUGAGUUGGGUUUAAAAAUGUUUUAUUCAUUUAGCCGUUGCUGAAGGGAUGCUCUACUUUAACGUGUCUUCUUGUUCGUGCGGUAUGCACGCUGGACUGUCGUUUGGUUGUCUCGAUAGUCCUGGGUUCAUACACUGCCUGCUGCCAACCCCCCGUUGUCCUGUGGCAGGUUUGGUCUAGGAAGUAAAUUAUCUUUAACUCUGAUGGUACAUCCGAAAUACAUAAAACACUAAAAACCUGUCAAAUGUGCUUAAAAAGGGGGCAAUUUUUUUUCCUCUAUGAUUUCCAAUUUGUAUCCUAGAUUGAUAAAUCUUGUGAUAAAUUCAGUGAUAUGGGUUUAAAGGCACUGUGGAUCUUAGAAACAAUUUGUCUUCAGGAAGUUUCAUAAUGAGUUUGUCCUGAUCAAUUUUAAGUUGGAUCUAAAGCUGUGUUCAGGUUACUACAAGUACAACACAACUGUACAACACAGCUGUACACUAAAUGCCAAUGUGUCUUGGUUAUUAGAUCUAGUUGCAAAAAAUGUUUGUGUGUUUGUUUUUGCCAUCGUCUUCUGCUGUAAAAUGUGGUUGGGAAUUAACCUAGCUCAUUGUUACGUUUAUUCUCCUCGGAGUUGAAUUGAAAGAAAACACUGGCAGUUUUUAAUACAUUUUUACUUGGCGAUCCAUUUUUUUAAAAUUAAAUUCCACCUCUAGACCUACAUUAAAAACUUUUUGGUUCAAUUGAGUUUUAUUCUGGAAAGUAGAGCAUUCCCAGUUGUUUCCUUUUUCUUUUGUCUUGACUUCUAUUCUCCUAGCUCUUGUUCUAUUCUCCUAGCUCUUGUUCUAUUCUCCUGGCUCUUGUUCUAUUCUCCUAGCUCUUGUUCUAUUCUCCUAGCUCUUGUUCUAUUCUCCUAGCUCUUGUUCUAUUCUCCUAGCUCUUGUUCUAUUCUCCUGGCUCUUGUUCUAUUCUCCUAGCUCUUGUUCUAUUCUCCUAGCUCUUGUUCUAUUCUCCUAGCUCUUGUUCUAUUCUCCUGGCUCUUGUAAGUGUUGGGCUAAAUAGUUUGUUGAACCCAAGUCACUCAAUUUUCUGAUGAUUUGAAGAGGAAACAAAUUGGCCAUCUCUUUAUGUGAUCAUUUUUAUUCUUUUAUGUUUGUAACUUUUUUUUUUGUUCCCUUGCCUGUCAUGGAGUCUAGACUUGCCUAGCCGUCCCACACCUGGCCUCUCACUAGUGAUUGCAAAUUAACUCUUUUUUUUUGUUCACAAGGAUCCUAAUGACUUACUUCCAACGAGCCUCUUGCCAUGAAUUUCACUGUGAGGAUGAAAGGCAGCCAAGCGAGUAAUCAGCUCAGUGAGCCAUUUGUCCAAUGUUUGGCCUAAACUACCAAAACGCUUUCAUUUCUCAUUGACUAGCUGUUUGUUCUUGCUUACUGCAAUAUGUUAUCUUCCCUGUUCAGUUGAAUGUUUUUGUUUUAGAAAGAUUCUUGGCCUUUGUAGUGCCACUUUAGUUGUAUUUCUGUAUUGUUUUAUAUAUAGAUAUAUAUAUAUUAUUUUUUUUUGCAAAUGAUAGUUUUCAAUGCUGUUAGAAAAAACAUUUGUUUCGUUUCAUUGAUAAAAAGUAAACCAAAGGAACUAUAUUUUAUUCAGAUUUGUUUGCAUCAAGACUGUUGAAUAGAUUCUUUCAUUACUCUAUUGUCUGGGUAGAAGUGUACACUGAAUUUUUUUAAGACCUGGUACAGCACUAGAUAGCAUUUUGAAAAAAUGACUACAAAUUUUUUUUUUCUAUCUGCAUAAUUUCAUCUUUGUGUGUGAAGCUAAGUCUCUCAUUUUAGUCCAGUGUUGAUACCGACAGUGUUUGAAAUCUUACCACAUGUUCGUGAAGUGUCGACUUGUUCAAGUUUAUUUAAAAUGGUUAACUAGUUUAGGAGUUGAUGUCAUUAGAAAGUGAAAUCUAAGUAGCGAAAUUUUUUUUUGGGGUGAAAGAGUGUAACAAGAGUGUAACAAAAUAGAAAUUUAUUUGUUUAUUUUUUUACUAAUUGUUUUACAUUUCAAAUUCCUUGAUUAGAAAAAAAAAUUGUCAUGAAAUUUUGUUCUCUUUGAUUUCCCCAGGAAUUUGAAAGUUAGGAACUGGUGCCUCUUGUCCAAACGGUUGUGAUUUCAAUUUCCAUCUAGCAUUGAUGUUUCAGCUGUGUCUUAUACUAUGUCAUUGCUCGCUUACUCUUGGUCCUGUUUGGGCUCAUCAAAUGUCAUGGUGUGCUUUACUGUUGACCCAGAUGGAGUCAAUCAAAUGUUGUUGCGUGUUAUGACCUUGACCCAGAUGAGGUCUUUGUGAAUGUUUGUGAGUAAUAAUGAGGAAGUGUAAUGCAUUUUUUUUCCUUGUCUGGUGUCAUGGUGACUGAGCACAUCCCCAAAGACUCUUGUCUAGGUCAAUAUGUUCACUUAAGUUGUCUGGUGUCAUGGUGGCUAAGCCCAUCCCCAAAGACUCUUGUCUAGGUCAAUAUGUUCACUUGUUAAGUUGUCUGGUGUCAUGGUGACUAAGCCCAUCCCCAAAGACUCUUGUCUAGGUCAAUAUGUUCACUUGUUAAGUUGUCUGGUGUCAUGGUGGCUAAGCACAUCCCCAAAGACUCUUGUCUAGGUCAAUAUGUUCACUUAAGUUGUCUGGUGUCAUGGUGACUAAGCACAUCCCCAAAGACUCUUGUCUAGGUCAAUAUGUUCACUUAAGUUGUCUGGUGUCAUGGUGACUAAGCACAUCCCCAAAGACUCUUGUCUAGGUCAAUAUGUUCACUUAAGUUGUCUGGUGUCAUGGUGGCUAAGCACAUCCCCAAAGACUAAGUCAAUAUGUUCACUUGUUAAGUACUCAUCUCCUUUUAAUAAGAGUGGUUCAAAAUUUGUUCACUUGCACACCCCAUGUUCAUUUUAUAAAUUGUAUUUUGUAUAUUGUGUAUACGUUUUUUAGAAGAUGUAUACAGAAAUCGCGACUCCCCUUUUGAGACACUCCCAUCAUUUUUGACAGUCAGGUCCUGCACAACUACUCAGCCAGUGUUUCUCACAGUGCCACUAAUGGAACUUGUUCACAAAAUAUUUUGAAUAGCUGCCUGUUCAUCUGUUAGACACCCUAGACGAAGUCAUCUCAAUGGUCCCAGGCCCCAGAUUCAAACUCCGCCCGCUGCCGUCUCCCCCCCCCCCCCUCCAUCCUGCGGGAAGUUUGGGCUAGGGUGUAAUAAUCUUCAAUUCUGAAUGAACUUCCGAAACUUGUAAAAAGAUCAUAAAUUGUCAUUAGAAAAACUUCUAAAGCUUUUGCUUGUGAACUUGCUUGACUUAGAGGAGAUCUAAUAGCUGUGCUGAAGAGUAGGGGUAGUUGGUUCCCACUUAGGUCAACACUUUGAGAAGCAUUGUCAGAGAACAAAAACAUUCUAGGCGACAGUGAAAUACAUUUUUUUAAUCUGACCAAAUCUUUUUUUUUUCUUUUUUUUUUUUUGUAAAAAGCAUUGCUACUUUCUGGAAAAAUUGAUUAUAUAUAUUUAUAAACAAAUAAUAUAUAUAUAAUUAUAUAUAGAAUUGUUUGUUUACAAAUAGACAUGACACUGGAUCAAUGUCAUGGGAUGUGUGAUAUUAUAUAUAAAUAUAUAUAUUUUUUUGCAAUAAUUUGAUAUAAUAAUACAACUAUUUGGGGUGCAACUGAUGUAGAACAAAAUAAUCUAUGCUGUGUGAAUAUUGUGUUUAAGAUUGGUUGGGGGGGGGGGGUUGGAGUGGUUCCAAGGUGCAAUAAGAGGUCAAUGAGCCAUGGAGGGUUACCUGGACAUGAUGUACACAAUUAAGUUUGGUGUGUGUUUGACUUGAUACUAUGUGUGCAGGGUAUAGUGUGUGUGUGUGUGUGUUGUGUGGCAAUGCAGACCCCCUGACUUUGCAGUGAAGUCAUAUCUUUUGUGUCGGAUAUCUCUUUCUACUGUGUGUCAGAUGUGUCUUUGUCACUGUUUGCAACCAGCUGUAUGUGACACUGUACAGAAUUCGGUGUAUCCGUCUGAAUGCAGAAUCGGGUAUGUCAGACCCUGUAUAAAUGUACAUGGUGACAAGCCACAUGUUCGAAAGGUAGGUCACAUGUCAUGACAGCACCUUUACCUGGUGUGUUUUAAGCAUAGUACAAUAUCUGUUGUCUGACAGUAUCUUGCUUGGUGUGGCCCAGUGUGAAGUAACAAGGGACAAAACUGUUGUACACAAGUUGCUACUUUAUUUAUUUCUGGACAAUGGUAAAGAUACAUUUUGUGUGUGUUUGUCUUCAGCCAUUCAAUCUCACCUGGCUUGCUCAUUCUGUUCUAUACAUGAUCAACUUGUAUGUCUUGCUUUUAUUUUUUUAAAAACAAAUAUUCAUGUGUGAGAAUGAGUUCAUUCCCUUUGGUUUGUGUAAUUUAUGAGUAGUUGAUUGUGCCCCCUUAUUAUUUCAAAGAAAGAUAUUGUCAAAUACUCACAAUACAUUUGUAGAUAGAGACAUUGUGCAACUCUUCUGUUUUUGAAAUUUGUGUUUUUUUUUGUUCAUUUAGUACAUUAGUGGAUUGAGUUGUGGUUCUUGGUAUUGAGAUACUGAUCUCUAGCUGGGGUGGGGAAUAGCAAUGGUGGUACACUAAAAUGUUCAUCUAGAGUCUAGUGAGUGUAUAUAUUUUGUCUAGUUGUUGUUUUUUUUUUUUCUAAGUUGUGUGUGUGGCCCAUUUAUAUUAUAAUCUUAACUCAGGGCCUACUAUCGGUAUAUUUUACAACCAACCCCUGGUCACCACUUCGAAGCAUAAUCUAAUAUGGAAAAAAAAUAGUUUGGUGACUAGAAAUAAUGGAGUAUUAAUAUCAUGCCAUAAUGUGUACUCUCCCCAGCAACACUUGUGUAUGAUCAGUUCAUUCUGAGAUGGGGGAAAAAAGAGAGAGCAUGCUAAACUAAGAAGGGUAAAGGGAGACUACUCUUGAAACACUUUCUUGCAGUUGGAGUCCAGUUACCUUUUUCUUCAGAAUUGUGUUUGCUGGGAGACUAAGGAUGACACUGACAUAUGAAGAUCAAAGUGGUGUUAGCAGCCUAGAGCAUGGACUAGUUUAUGAUACCUGUUUUAAAUUCAUACAAUUUGUCUUCUCUGUCAAACUGCUGCCAGGUGUCAUCUAGACAGUAAGACAUUUCUGCUGCUAGGUGUCAUCUAGACAAUAAGACAUUUCUGCUGCUAGGUGUCUUCUAGACAAUGAAAUUUCUGCUGCUAGGAGUCAUCUAGACAAUGACUUUUCUGCUACUGGUUGUCUUCUAGACAAUGACAUUUCUGCUGCUAGGUCAUUCUCUGUGUAUCGGGUACCAGCAGUCUCAUUGUGCCUCUGAACUCACUUCUCCACAUGAGUGUAAUAUCAAAACUGAUUCAAGGUGUGUUUUAGUGGCUGAGCUUGGCUUGCUGUCAGCUGAAUAAGUUUCAUCUUAUCUUGCCACUGUCAGCUGUCACUAGCUUGUGCCUUCUGUCAAUGAUGGCAUGUCAGUGCUUAACCUAUCUGGUAUUAUGAGUGUUCUUCUUGAAAAGACUUUUGCUAUAUGUCAGUGCACUACAAAAUAGUUUAGUUGUCUUCUUGAGAACAGAAGAACCACUGAAUCGUAGUCCCUAGCAGACCAAAAUUGUGAUUCUUGCUUUCGAGAUUUCAAAAACACUACAUUUCUCUGGAGGGACUUAGGCAGCCAGGUGGCAAAGUGCUUGGCUUCUGAACCAAAGGGUGAAGAGUUCAAAACUCAGUGAAGUGUGCUAUUGAAAUUUAGGAUUUUUAAAUGUCCCUAAUGGACAUUUGACAUGAGUUGGGAACAGUCAUCAUGCAUCCUCACUGACCAGUGCCCUUAUGAUGCUUAAUAAUAUUCCUUCUGGAUACUGACCAGUGCCCUUAUGAUGCUUAAUAAUAUUCCUUCUGGAUACAGCAAAAUAUAAAUUAUGGCUUUUAGAAAUAUAAAAAAUAAAUUAAACAUAUAAAAAGUUUUUGCGUGAAACAAAAAAAUAAUUGAAAAAUUCUGAUAUCAAUUGUUGUGCAACAGGAAAUCUUCCAAAUGUAUGCAGAACUGAUUUUCAGUUUGAAAUAUGACACUGGCUGAGUUGUGUUAUCUGGGCACCUCAAAGCAUCACAGAAACCUUCCCCCACAUGUGCACAAGGUUAGACCAGAGUGAACUGAACAUGCUCUAGUUGUGCUAUAUAAUAAUAGUAAUAAAGGUCCACCAUUUUCAACUAUGUCCUAUUAAGUAUCCAUGGGUGUAGGGAAUGUUGCCAAGGAUACCAGCAUUGAAAUGUUUCUUAACCAAAGUCAGAUUUUGGCAUUCUAAAAUCCCCAGUCAAAUAGUCCAGCCUUGAUUGUGAUUUCAACUAGACCCACUAAGUUUGCCCCCAAAGCACUAUCUCUUUGCCACCUUUCACCAUAGAAAUAGCAAACUUCUCAGGCUAAAACUAAUUUCUCUUAAUGCCCACCAGCAAAUGUCUUUGAUCUAUUCCUUAAUAUUUCUCUGGCACCCCCCCCCCCAAUCAAACAUUUCAUUCAUGAUGUUACUUGUAUCUAACUUAGUAAUGAAUAGUUUAUGCAGGAAUAGGGUGAACUCAGUCGCUGUGUUAAGCAAUAAUCUAUUCCAGUGUUCAUUAUCGUCACACAUGCUCAGAUCUUAGGCUUCUCCUAACCAUGAACAAAUGUGAAGGUUUCAAGACUUGUUUUUGUUUAGAGACAAAGCAGCAGAUAAGUAAUAACACUAUUCCUUCUGCCUGCUCAGCAAUUUACAUUUGUGAAUCCAAGAGUGGAGUAUUUCAAGUCUAAGUCUAGGUAGAGAUACAAUCUAGAGAAAGUGUAUUUCAUAAUUGAAUUGACCUUACAGAAUGUCCUUAUAAAAUGUCCUUAUUUCUGAAAUCUAAGCUUGCCUUUAAUAUCUUUUUUUUAUUCUUCCACGGAUGGACAGAUUUUGUAAUUAGAAAACAAUUUUACAUAAGCAUAUAAAAUUUUUAGUGCAACACCCACCGCAAGACAGAAAAAAAUCUAAUUUAAAGAUCAAAGCUUUAUUUAAAAAAAAAAAAAACUGAAAUAGAAAAGUUCUGCACAGACAGUAGUCUCCUCAAAGUUUCUGGACAUGACAAUGUAAGUCUCACAGUCGAAUGUCUUGAUGUCCAAAAACGAAAUUUCACCCCGGUAACAAAAUACAUUUUUUUUUAGAUGUUUGUUUUGCUCUGCCUUUAUGUUUGUAGACUAUUAUGUGGUUUAAAUAAUAAAUAAGAAUUUGUAUGCUUCCCUUUCAGCUAGACAUAUUUGUUAUGUCCCCUAUCUGACCAUAAGUUACUUUCCUUGCCGAUGUGCUGUAUGGUAACCAAAGAGAGACUAAGACAAAAUUUAUUUUUUUUUCAGUGUAGAAAUCUUUAACCUAUCGACUCCUUGUUUUCAAACCUGCAGACAAUUAAAAUCAGACUACACGUGAGAUUGAAUUUAGAGCAAGUACUAGAUGGUUGCAUUGCAUUCAAUCUUAGAUCCUGUGUGUUGGGAAUGUUUAAUAGUUGCAGAACUGUGUGUGCUGCUUUCAUCUUCUUUGGAUUCCAUUCAACUGUAAUUAGGAUAGGAAGAGGUUUUCAUUUGAAUAGUGACUUGUUCAUUUUAAAUGCUUUCACAAAUGUAACCUCCCCCAACCCCCAGAAAUUUUUUUUUUUAAAGUUUCGUAGAUGGUUCCCCCCCUUUAGUUUUUUGUUUUUGUUUGGAAUACAUUUUUAUUGAUAUCCGAAUUCAACUGCCAUUGGGAAACUAGGGGAGAUCUAUUGAGUGUAAACAAUAAGUUGAAUGAUGUGCCCUAGUAUUAGCUGCAAGUCAGACAGGGCCCAAGCUUGUCAAUGUGUGAAUGGAUUGAAAUAUUCUGGAAACAUUUUGGUCAUGCAUUGUUUUUUUUAAACUUUACCAUUUGAUCAGAUCAAUUAAAUACAUUGAGAAACUU